AACCGGUGGGGGCCUGAGACGCGUCGAAUAACCGCCACCGCCGGCCGCUUCUUUGACGGCGUGGUCCAAGGCCAGUGUAGUGUCUAUUCUUUUUCCGAUCAAGUUUAAAAUUGCUGCCUCUCCGAGAUCACUGGAGACUACUGUCGAAGGCAAAGCGGCCAAAACUGGAGCUGCUUUUCUUCUGCUCCGCCAAGCCGUUAAUCGGUGUUUCUUAAUGAUUUUACAGAGUUGGGGACCUACUUUUGAUGUUCAUGAUCUGAAUUCUGUUUAGAUUUUGGACUGGUUGUGGUUGUGUGUUACUUUUCUCGAAUAGCAAUGAAGUACUAAGGUUGCUUUGCGUAGUUGAUGUCAUUAAGAGUUGAUAUCAUAUAUUAUACAGCAUGGAAGGCCACAUGGGUGAUGAAAACAGGAGAAUGGAAGCCUCUGGAAAUGCCAGUUUUAGUAUGUAUGAAGCUCAAACAAUUGAAGAACCAUACAAAGUGCAUGAUCAUGAGGAUAAAGAUAUUGUUCUGUGGCCUCCAGAUGAGAGGUGCAGAUUGUUAGGGAGUUCUUCUCAGGGAGAGUUUGGCAUUUGUGAUGACCGUGCCAUCCAAGAACCAUAUGAGAGUAUGGAAUUUGAAUCUGAAGAUGCUGCUAAGAUAUUCUAUGAUGAAUAUGCUCGGCGUGUAGGGUUUGUCAUGCGUGUUAUGUCUUGUAGACGCUCUGAAAGGGAUGGAAGGAUUCUUGCCCGCAGGCUUGGAUGCAAUAAGGAGGGUCAUUGUGUCAGCAUUCGAGGGAAAUUCGGACCUGUUCGAAAGCAAAGGCCAAGCACAAGAGAAGGUUGUAAAGCGAUGGUUCAUGUCAAAUAUAAUCAGUCUGGAAAAUGGGUGAUAACUAAGUUUGUUAAAGAUCAUAAUCACCCUCUGAUAGUUUCCCCUCGUGAAGCUUGCCAAACAAUGAAACAAGGAUGUCUGUUGAUUGAAAUGACGGCUCUUGUUUCCUCUUAUCGUGCUGACGUUGAUGCACUGGUAAAUAUAUGUCAAGUUCAGCAUUGUGAUCUGGUGUCCCUUUCUAUGGACAAUGAGUAAAUUACUGUUUUCUUAAAUGAAACACUAACUACGUAAUUUGAUCAUUUAAAUAGUAACCCCCAGUCCAGUUUCUCAGUAAUCUUUCUCCAAUAAUUUCUGCCCCUUCAAAUGACCAAACUAGGAAAUUAGUCUUCAUGCCUUACAACUGAUGGGGCUCGAAAAUGAUUUGGAAGAAAUUGUUGAAAAACAGAAUUGAAAGUGUUAUAUAAUUUGAAGAACCAAAUUGAGAAGUCAUCUUUCAACAACUACUGUAAUUUACUCGGGAAUUUUUGAUGAGACAAUGUCUGGUUAUGACUGGUCACCACAUUGAUUCUAAAGCUGGAUGAUGACCUGACCUCUCCCUGGUUUGCAACUUGCUAGUUAUUCAUACUUGAAUUAACUCUGCGUAUUGGGUUUCACAAGGUAAUAAUGUAAUCUUGUAUUAGUUUUCUCCCUUGUAUACUUUUUGAUAGAAAGAAAGUGUACAAAACAGUUACGAUUAGUUUUGUUAGAAACAGUUUGUAGCGAUAUUUUCUUUUUUGGAAAGUUUACACGGUCUUUUAUAACUUUUUA
Neltuma alba is the source of this 1619-nucleotide messenger RNA. RefSeq names its product protein FAR1-RELATED SEQUENCE 2. The record is from RefSeq and is a predicted model, not a curated record. The coding region runs from base 381 to 1067 and encodes 228 amino acids. The transcript is spliced from 4 exons. Lineage: Eukaryota; Viridiplantae; Streptophyta; Magnoliopsida; Fabales; Fabaceae.